AAGCUAGUAUGCUAGCUAACAAACAGCGAAGUGAAGCACAGCCUUUUUUAGCUAGAGACACCACCAUAAAAACGUCCUAAAAAUGACUUGUUUACUUUCACCCCUUACUUGUUUAGUUAACUAACAACUGUAUGGUGCUGCGGUGGUGUGAGACGAGGAGCUAGCCUCGCAGCUAACCUGCUAAAGGACUAGUUGUAACUGUUAGCCGGUUAGCUGCUAGUUAGCAUCCAUGAAGAAGAAACCCAACCCUAACAUGCUGUAAACAAGACUUUCCAGCUGCUCUUUAAUUAGACCAAUUAAAGAAAGAAUAGAACAGAAUGACAGAGGAUGCCGUCUUGUUGAAUGUUCCUGUCAUUCGGCAGCUGUACCACUGGGACUGUGGCUUAGCCUGCUCCAGGAUGGUGCUGAAGUACCUGCACCCAAUCAGUGACGAGGAGUUCCAGAGAGCAUGCUGGGAGCUGAAGCUGACGGAGAGUGUGUGGACUAUCGACCUGGCCUACCUCAUGUGCCAUCUAGGAAUCAAACACUGCUUUUGCACGCAGACUCUGGGUGUUGAUAAGGGCUUUAGGAAUCAGACCUUCUAUAAGAAACACUUUGACACAGAAGAAGACCGAGUGAAUGAGCUUUUCCUUAAAGCGGAGAGCAAAGGUGUGACGGUGAAGAAAUGCUCGGUGACGGUCCAGGAGAUCCAGUGUCACCUGGAGCAGGGCCACGUGGCGAUCGUCCUGGUGAACGCCGUCGUGCUGACCUGUGAACUCUGCUCGUCGCCCGUCAAAUACUGCUGCUUCCUGCCCGUCGGACAGAAGUGUUUCUGCAGGAAGCCCGAGUACCAGGGUCACUUUGUGGUGGUGUGCGGCUACAACAGGACGACCGGCUGCGUCUUCUACAACAACCCGGCGUAUUCUGACCGCGUGUGCUGCACCAGCGUCGGUAUCUUUGAGGAGGCUCGGCGGAGCUAUGGGACAGAUGAAGACAUCCUGUUGAUCUAUAAGGAGAGUUGAUGGACGGCGAGGAUGGGUUUGGAUCUUCCUCUUCCUCAGCUCAUCAUCGAACGCUUCAGAUCCUCGGUCUCGCGGCUCCCGUCUCGCUCCUCACCGCUCCUAUCAACACCGCUCGAAGGCUGGGAUGAUAACGAUCCAUAUUGAAUUUGUUUUUAUAUCCACCUUGGCAGAGCAGAGAGUCUGAAUUUCAUUGUGGAAUUUUAACGACUGACUUUGGAGCUAAUGAAAUCUCAGACUUGUAGAUGAAAUGUGGGAAUCAUGCCGGGAUAGGAAGUGAACCUGGAAUCAGUGUGCUUAUAAUAUAAUCCCUCCAGGACUGAUGAUGAGAACACUGAGCUUAUCCAGUUGAGAGAAGUCAGCUGCUUCCAGUGGACCAUGAUGGGAUUUCAUUUUGGAGUCAACAGCGAGAGACAGAAUACUUUGAAAUCCUGUUUGGUUUCUGAUUUUAUUUUGCAGGUAAGAAUAAAGAUGUAAGACAGCUGUUGUCGAAAGGCGACUCAACCAAA
Molecule: messenger RNA, 1507 nt
Organism: Eleginops maclovinus (Patagonian blennie)
Lineage: Eukaryota; Metazoa; Chordata; Actinopteri; Perciformes; Eleginopidae
Gene: gucd1
Product: guanylyl cyclase domain containing 1
Exons: 6
Coding region: 318-1001 (227 amino acids)
Source: RefSeq, a predicted model, not a curated record